AUGUCAGGGACCACUGGGAAUUUGGAUUGCGACGACUGUUCAUCAGCUGGACAUGUGGCCAAUAUCACGGACCUAAACGCGCACUCCAUGGACGCGGACGACGAACUUCUGAGAUACAUCUGGGGAGAAUACUUACACCCCAAGCAGUAUGAAUGGGUUCUAAUUGUGGCUUACAUUAUUGUCUUUUUUGUCUCACUCAUCGGAAACUCGCUUGUUUGUUUUGCAGUGUGGAAAAACCGUCACAUGCGCACAGUGACUAACUACUUCAUAGUCAAUCUUUCCCUUGCUGAUGUCUUGGUGACCAUCAUCUGCUUGCCUGCGAGUCUUGUGGUUGACAUCACAGAGACAUGGUUCUUUGGAAACACUCUUUGCAAGAUUGUCCCUUAUCUCCAGACCAUCUCCGUCUCUGUUUCAGUACUAACACUGAGUUGCAUUGCUCAAGACCGUUGGUACGCUAUCUGUCACCCGCUUAUGUUCAAGAGCACGGCCAAGAGGGCUCGCAAGAGUAUUGUUGCCAUCUGGCUUGUGUCGUGCAUCAUCAUGAUUCCACAGGCCAUUGUCAUGGAGUGCAGCAGCCUGCUACCUGAACUCACAAACAAGACAAGUCUGUUCACGGUGUGCGAUGAGCAUUGGGGAGCUGAGAUUUACCCGAAGAUGUAUCACACCUGCUUUUUCAUUGUCACAUACUUUGCACCAUUGUGUUUGAUGGUCCUGGCGUAUAUACAGAUAUGCCACAAGCUGUGGUUUCAACAGAUUCCUGGAAACACUUCAGCGAUUCAGAGGAAGUGGAGGUCUAUCCAGUGCUCCACUCCGAGUACAGGACAGGGAGAAUCCGUGAGGGUUAGGACCAGCACAGUUUGUGCUGAAAUAAAACAAGUCAGAGCCAGACGCAAAACAGCUCGCAUGUUAAUGGUGGUCCUCUUUGUGUUUGCUGUUUGCUACUUACCGAUCAGCGUGCUCAAUGUUAUGAAAAGAGUCUUCGGUACCUUCAAGAACACAAAUGACAGAGAGACAGUGUAUGCAUGGUUUACUUUCUCGCAUUGGCUUAUAUAUGCCAACAGUGCAGCAAAUCCCAUCAUCUAUAACUUCCUGAGUGGAAAAUUCCGGGAGGAGUUUAAAUCUGCCUUCUCUUGCAGUUUUUCCAGCCAACAGCACAAUCAGACAGAAAGGAUGAGGACCAGAGCGAGCUCGGACAGCCGGAGGUCCAUGUCAACUCAAGUUAACAACGUGGACAACUUGUCACGAAUAUCAGAUCAGAUGGUGUAAUCUUGCAGUCUAGUUUGGGAGUUCACACGUCACAUUCAGAGGACGCAGUGAUCAUUAAGGAAAAUGUGUGAGCAUAAUAAAUAAAAAAAGAAGAAAUGCCGGGGUGGGGGGGGUCUGAAUGAUUGUUUGAUUUUUAAGCGGAACUUCAAAGAUGAAGAUGAGCUUUUGAAAACUGACCACUGUUUUCUGUUACAAUAGGUAAAAUUGCAUAAAAUGUCCAUUUAUGGUAAAUGACACAUUUAGAUGUUUGGUGUUUAAUUCCUAAUAAUGUCUGUAUAUUAUUGCAAACUGUGAAGUGGCAGAAUUUGAUCCACAGAUAUAUAACAACCUAUUUUUACUGUGAGAUUAUUGUUGUUUCAGCAGUCAGAACCAUUUCUGAUUUUCAUAGUUUAUGUUAAUCGGUUGCAUGGCUUUCUACGGCAGAGAAAAUGCUGAACAGAAUAGUCUUUUGUGUGUGUGUGUGUGUGUGUGUGUGUGUGUGUGUGUGCAUAUGUGUGAAGAAAUGGAAAGGCAAUAUUUAUUGACAUCCUGAUCAUCCUUGUGAUUGCUGCC
Molecule: messenger RNA, 1818 nt
Organism: Melanotaenia boesemani (Boeseman's rainbowfish)
Lineage: Eukaryota; Metazoa; Chordata; Actinopteri; Atheriniformes; Melanotaeniidae
Gene: hcrtr2
Product: hypocretin (orexin) receptor 2
Exons: 7
Coding region: 1-1266 (421 amino acids)
Biological process (GO): circadian sleep/wake cycle process; feeding behavior; G protein-coupled receptor signaling pathway
Cellular component (GO): membrane
Molecular function (GO): orexin receptor activity
Source: RefSeq, a predicted model, not a curated record